AUGCCAAAGGAAGAGAGCUUGCCUAUGCGGAAAAAGAUGAGGAAGGGCACUCAUAGCUGCUUCGAAUACAACCCAGACGUCUGUUCAGAAUGCUUUGCACGUGGCAGUCGCUGUAUCGACCAGGAGAAUGCCGACCCAGAGGUGGUGGUUGACCACAGGAAGAACCUCCGCGAGCGAGUGUCGCGACUGGAGGCCCUCGUUGACUCCCUCCUCGAAGAGAAGACAGAGAGGAGCACAUCCGACUCUGUCUCCGUGUCACGCUCAGUUUCUAUGUCGAAGACUCCCAACGUUGUCACCAAAGACACCUUCCCACCCACUCCUCUUUCUUCAGAGGCUGCUUCGUCUAUCAGUGUCCUCAAGGACGCACAAAGGGCACCGUCCGAUAGAGGGCAUCAUGUGCCUAUCCUGUCUAUCUUCGAAGAUGCCCUCAAUGAUGCCGAAGAACGCAUCAAAGCCCGUAUGGAACCCCUCCGCAAGGAUUCCAACCCCAACUCAGCUUCAUCCGGACGCUACACGCUGAGCUAUACCAAUCCAGACGACGUCAUGGAGAACGACAACUCUUUUGGACAGCAGGCUAAGAAAGAACGCACCAAGCAGGCGCUUCUCGCUAUGCUGCCAUCUUAUGAAAAGCUGAACAAGAUUCUUACUUCCAAUAGCGAAUGGUGGCAGACGUGGCGACGGAAGUGUAGUGGCACAUCUGCUAGUGAUGAGACGCUACCUCAAUUCGCUUCCAAGGCGCUGGCAUCGGGCAAUAUUGGUGCAAUGGGGACUGUUGUUCUAGCUGUCGGUAUCUGUUCGGAUGACGAGAGAGAAGUUGAACGAUACAUUGAGAUGGUCGAUCGAUGGGUAUUAGGGGAUGACGAAUUCGCUGCUACCCUUGAAGGCAUGGAGUGCUUGAUCCUGAAGGCGAAGUGGUAUGCAGAUGUUGGUCAACCGCGCCGCGCUUGGCUCGCAUACCGAAAAGGCCUCAUGUACACGCAACUCAUGGUACGUGUGAUGAUCUCAGCCGACCCCUAUGCGGUACAUGUAGACGGAGCUGACAUGGUCCAGGGCCUUCACCGCAAACGCACUUCCUCGUCCGCACACGAAUCCAUCUGGUGGGCACUCUAUCACGGCGACCGCUUCCUUUCGUUACUCCUCGGUCUCCCCUACGGCAUUUCAGAUUCGCACUGUGAUCUAACGCUACCCGACAUUCCCAACGGCCCCUAUAUGGCGCCACUAACGUUCAUGAACAAGAUGUCCAUUCUCUCGGGCAAGGUCAUCGAUCGCAACCAAGGCAUCGCUGAGCAAUCCUUUGCCUGGGCGCUUCAGCUCGACCAAGAGCUCGAAGAUUUGUACAAGAAACUGGAUCCAGAAUGGCUCGAAUACUCCGAGCUACUUGCCGAUAUCGAAAGCAAUGCCGCGGAAUUACGUGAGCGAAUCAUGGCUCAAAUGGUCUAUCACCAAAUUCGAGUGUAUCUACAUCUUCCCUUCAUGCUUAAGUCGGCAGUGAACAGCCGUUUUACCUACAGCCGCACCGCCUGCGUCAACGGCUCGCGCGAAGUCCUGAAGUUGUACCAAGCGUUGCGAACAGGAGAGGUACAACCACUCUACGAGUGCAAAGCCGUCGACUUCAUCGGCUUUACCUCCGCGGUACUGAUCGUCCUCGGCCUCUUCAACUACGGCGCAACCAACACACCCAUCUCUCCCGCCGCCCGCGAAGCUGAUGUCCGCCUCAUCGAAAUGUCCAUCGACAUUUUCCGGCGAGCCUCUUCUGAAAAGGGCGGAAAGGUUGCCCUGCAAUCCGCUCAGGUCCUCGAAAAGAUGCUGAAAAAGCUCAAAACCGAAAUCGGUCAGCCUGUUAGCAACAGCAACCCGAACGAUCUCGACGACUGCAGUGCAAUGUCAGAAUUUGUGAUCCCCUACUUUGGCACUCUGCACAUCCGCCGCGGUGGACACCCCGUGUCCCCUUGCGCCUUGGAAAAACACGAUAAACAAUGGAGGAUGGAUGCACGGACUAUGAGUCCCUUGGACACAACUGGGAAAAAGACGAAUGCACAGUUCACGCCUCGCUCAGAUUUGGCGAGCAGCGCAAGCGAUUUCUUUAGCCAAAGUACGACGAGUAACCCUGGUCUUACGACGCCGUCCACGACGAAUACCUCCACAGCUUCUCCGAACCAGGCAUCUGGCUUUACCGAACCUUUCAUCUCCUACGACGGUUUCUACAACUGGGGUAAUGCGUUGGACACGCAGUCCCAAGCCGGCACAGCAACGGGCACACAGAUCAACGACGAUUCGCUGAACAACUUCCCGCUGCCGACGAACAACUUCUCCUGGCAGAACAUGCCCAUGGACAUUGACCAGGACUGGAGCUGGUUUUUGAACGAUGGGGGAAAUGGAAGCAGUACGAACACGAACACGGCUGCGAAUCCGGAUCUGUUUGCACAGCAGGGUUUUGUGGGGUUCGGGUAG
Didymosphaeria variabile is the source of this 2451-nucleotide messenger RNA. RefSeq lists its product as uncharacterized. The transcript is spliced from 2 exons. NCBI's taxonomy places the organism in Eukaryota, Fungi, Ascomycota, Dothideomycetes, Pleosporales, Didymosphaeriaceae. Gene Ontology annotation, molecular function: zinc ion binding; DNA binding. The record is from RefSeq and is a predicted model, not a curated record. Gene Ontology annotation, biological process: DNA-templated transcription. Bases 1 to 2451 code for a protein of 816 amino acids.